Messenger RNA from Cladocopium goreaui, 706 nucleotides. The record is from the annotation of a GenBank genome assembly. NCBI's taxonomy places the organism in Eukaryota, Dinophyceae, Suessiales, Symbiodiniaceae.
GUCUGGGACUUGGUCUUCCCCACACUGACCUUGUUGAACUUCGUGCUGGGCGCCACCAGUGUUGUCAUCCGCAGCGUGGUCAUAGCGCCUUACCUGCUGAUCCACUUUUUCAGGGUAGACAUCACGUACCUGCCGAGCGAUUUGUGCGAUUGGGACUGGUCUUUCCAACCCUUUGUCUCCUUGGUGUUGCACUCCUACAGGCGGCUGAACCCCAUCCUGCUGGCCACAGUGGCGGAGCUCGGAAAAUCGGCACAGGAUGCCCAGAGACCUCCAUCACAAGAGGAACAGGAACUGGGCACAGUGGAUGCCGUUGAUCUGACACUUCCGCCCAGCGUCAGUGACUUGACCCAUGAAGUGCCACAGCGUGCGCGCACGACGCCGGGUCCACACAGCCGUCGGGCUCGGCAGCGUUGGCAGCUGGCCGUGAUUCUGGCGCGCAAUCCGUCCCUAAGAAGGCUGCGGAAGACCGGAGGCUAUGCGCUGCGCGCCGAGAGUGCGCCCGCAUGUCUGGGAACGGAGGUGGACACCUUGAUGCCCUUGCGGCUCCCGGGCCUCCCUCGGCGCCUGGAGAGCAGCUCCACGAGUUUCUGGAGCCCCUUGAGCCGCGCCGUGGGCGCGCGCACGCCGCUGCUGAGCGAGUCCGCGCCCGUCUUUCCGCCCGAGGAGGUGGGCGAUCAGCCGUGACCAACGGAGCGGGGCCUUAAAA